Molecule: messenger RNA, 4361 nt
Organism: Cololabis saira (Pacific saury)
Lineage: Eukaryota; Metazoa; Chordata; Actinopteri; Beloniformes; Belonidae
Gene: neu1
Product: neuraminidase 1
Exons: 7
Coding region: 162-1319 (385 amino acids)
Biological process (GO): oligosaccharide catabolic process; ganglioside catabolic process
Cellular component (GO): membrane; lysosome; cytoplasm
Molecular function (GO): exo-alpha-sialidase activity
Source: RefSeq, a predicted model, not a curated record
UUUCCAAAUCAACACUUCUGUUUCAGGUUUCAACCAACAUUUCCCUCUUUAUUUUUCUGUUACUUUAUGUAUCAGUACAUUUAUUUUGGGCUCUCGGCUCCUGAAUUGUGGGAUUGUUUUGUUUCGGAGUGAAUAAGAAGGUUUGAGGAGAAGGAUUGGACAUGGGAAGUGGAAGGAGGAUGGUUUUCCUGUCCUUACUGGUCUUACUGUCACCCGGUCCCUCUGUCAGCAGCCCUGCUCAGAUCGACCCUCUGGUGUAUGAGGAGCAGCUGCUGUGGGUGAGCGGAGCCCAGGGACACGUGAACACCUACAGGAUCCCUGUGAUCACAUUCACCCCAAAGGGAAGCCUGUUGGCUUUUGCCGAGGGAAGGAAGUCAACAUCGGGGGACGCCGGAGCAAAGUUUCUAGCAAUGCGACGGUCAACCGAUAAAGGAAACACGUGGUCCCCGACCAGCUUCAUCGUGGAUGAUGGGAUGAACCCCGACGGCCUUAACCUGGGCUCGGUGGUGGUGGACGAGGAAGUGGGCUCGGUGAUCCUGAUCUACGCCGUCUGCUUCCACUCUUUCCACUGCAACCCGUCCAGCACCAUGAUGGUGGAGAGCAGGGACGACGGGCUCAGCUGGAGUCCGCCCAGGAACCUCUCCAUCGAGCUCGGAGUGCAGGCCUUCGCUCCCGGUCCGGGCUUCGGCAUCCAGAAACGUUAUGAACCAGCAAAGGGGAGGUUGGUGGUUUGUGGUCACGGGACGAUAGAGGGGGACGGUGUGUUCUGCAUCCUGAGUGACGAUCACGGACGGAGCUGGUACUACGGGGCGGCGCUGAAGAGCAUCCCCUACAACCAGAAGAAGAGUCCCAACGACUUCAACCCUGACGAGUGCCAGCCAGUGGAGAUGACAGACGGCAGCAUAGUGAUCAACGUGAGGAACCAGAACAACUACCACUGCCGGUGUCGCGUGGUGGUGCGGAGCCGUGACGGAGGGCUGACUCUCCCCAUAGACGACCUGUACUUUGACAGCACACUGGUGGAUCCAGCUGUGGCAGCCGGGGCGCUGCAGAAAGACGGCGUGCUGUACUUUACCAACCCCUCCAACGACCGGAGCAGAGUAAAUCUAACGUUAAGAUGGUCCUUGACGAAUGGCCUAACUUGGGAGAAUAAAGUGGUCCAGAUAUGGGCCGGACCGAGCGGCUACUCCUGCAUCACAUCGCUGGACAGCGGUUCUGUAGAAGACAAGAAAUACAUCUUUGUCAUCUACGAGAAGGGCCACAGGGAUUACGAUGAGAGCAUUUCCUUCCUAAAGAUCCACCUGUACGGCGGCCGGUAGGAGGAAAUUCAAACCUUGACAGGGGGAAAAAGGACACAGCAGGAUGUGGUUUACUCCAACAACUGUCUCAGGAAGAAAAUAAGAGACUUGUUCACAAUUCCUUUUCUAACAAACACAAACUGUUGAGAUGUGAUGGAACUCUAUGAACUUUAUUUUCCUUCCUUUUUUUGUCACUUUUAAGAAAAAUCCACAGCUGAUCAAGGCGCAUAUCUUUCUGGUCAAGUGUUUCUGUUAUGUAUGAUAAUUACACAACCUCAAUAUAUUACUUCAUUCCUGAUCUAAGAGAGAAAACAUUGGGAGAUAUUGUAAAGAAUAAGUCAAAGGAUUAUUCUUCUCAGAUCAAGCACACUAUUAUUUUUAAACUUUUCUUCAGACAUGUUUUGUUAAAGUGAAGACGGUCACUGAGAAAUCACCUCAGUCUUUUUCUUGGCUCGAUUUUUCUUGACCGCAAUACAAAAUGUCAUCAGGUUUCCAAAACACGGCAGGAAAUUAGCAGUGAGUACUUAGCCUUGUAAAUAAGUAAAAUAGACACAAAUAGAUGAAUAGAGGGAUAAAUGGAUCACAGUUUGUACAGCUGUAUAAAAAUAAACAAGCGUUGCCUUGAAUGUUAUGGUCACGAGAAACUGUAGGACAGAAAUAUCUCAUGUCCUUUCAUAAAGGAUGCUCCAUUGUUUUCUAAGCUAGAGGGUCAUAAAGGAUCCAUUGAAGUUCCUUGGCAUUUUAGACAUUCUAGCAGAUGAUGGUUACCAUGGCUACUGAGAUACUUUCAGGUUAUUUCACUCACUUAGGAAGCUUCCUAAGCAAAUAAACCCCCAAAAGACUGAGCUGGACCUACAGUUGAUGGAUCAUUACAGCUGCUUGUGUCUGGUUAACCAGCUAAAGAGUGGGCAAAUCAAUAUGGACCAUGUUUGAUCCACAAAAUUGAUUUAAAAAAAUUAUAAUAAUAUUAAUAAAAUACAGUUAUCUUUGUGUUUUCCCUGCUGAUGUGUUUUUAACAUCACACCGCCAUCCACUGUCAACACCACGGACACGUAUUUGUGCUUAAUACUUCAUUCAAAUGAUUCCAAAUGUGAAAGCGGGAGUGGAGAAAACUUUCCAAGAUAAUAAUCAGGAGAUCCCAAUUCUUUUGGCAUUGUCUUAGACCAGGGGUUGGCAACCCAAAAUGUUUUAGAGCCAUAUUGGACCAAAAACACAAAAAACUAAUAUGUCUGGAGCCGCAAAAAAAUGAAAAGUCUUGUAUCAGCCACAUGCUGCAUGUUUCUAUAUUAGUUAUAACUGGGGGAAGAUUUUUUUUUUCAUUAUGCACUUCGAGAAAAAAGUGGAAAUUUCGAGAAAAAAGUGGAAAUUUCGAGAAAAAAGUCGAAAUUUCGAGAAAAAAGUCGAAAUGUCAAUAUUAAUGUUGAAGUACAAUCUUGAGAAAAAAGUCGAAAUGUCGAGAAAAAAGUCAAAAUUUCGAGAAAAAAGUCGAAAUGUCGAGAAAAAAGUCGAAAUGUCGAGAAAAAAGUUGAAAUGUCAAUAUUAAUGUUGAAGUACAAUCUUGAGAAAAAAGUCGAAAUGUCGAGAAAAAAGUCAAAAUGUCGAGAAAAAAGUCAAAAUUUCGAGAAAAAAGUCGAAAUCUUGAGAAAAAAGUCGAAAUUUCGAGAAAAAAGUCGAAAUGUCGAGAAAAAAGUCGAAAUGUCGAGAAAAAAGUCGAAAUGUCAAUAUUAAUGUUGAAGUACAAUCUUGAGAAAAAAGUCGAAAUGUCGAGAAAAAAGUCAAAAUGUCGAGAAAAAAGUCGAAAUGUCAAGAUUAAUGUUGAACUACAAUCUCGAGAAAAAAGUCGAAAUGUUGAGAAAAAAAUCAAAAUGUCGAGAUUAAAAAGGAAAGAAAGAAGGAAGAAAAAAAGGAAAAAAAGAAGAAAAAGCCCUAGAGCCGCGGGUUGCCAAGCCCUGUCUUAGACCUUUCCAGAAAGGGGAAAUUCAUAAUUUCUAAUUUCACAUUUUUGAAAAACAGUAUCACUUUUGGGGGAAACUCAGUGCCAGCCAGACUCUUGAGUUUGGUGCAAACACAAACCCUUGCUGUGUCAAAUCAAACUCGCUCUCUAUACACGCUCUGUUUCCAAGGUUAACAUUUAUUUUGCCAGAUUUCCAGUGUGUUUGAAUUUUUCUGUGACUUACUUGCCAAAUCUUUUUUGAGUGGUACAUGUUUUAAAUUUUAGAAAAGUGCUCAGACAGCUCCCAUUUCAGAAAGGGAAAGGGAAAACGGCUCUCUAGAAAAAGAAGAAACUUUGCACAGAUAUGAGGUAGUGGGAACAAACUGUGAACAUGAGAAUUUGCUUUUGAUUUUUGUUUUUUUUCUGGUAGACUAACAGGCUGUGUGGUAUAUUUGGAGUCUUGCUAAAUUAAACUUGUCUUAACUGGUCUGCUCAGAGGUUUGUACCUUUUAAUUAUAAAGUGGAUUUUUGUUUCUGCUUUUAAGAUGCAGUAGAACCAUGAAUGAAUGCUGAUUAAAAGUGCGUUCAGCGUCUUUAAAACCAGCAGUUACAUAAAUAGUCUGAACACCCGUCUCUGAUCCUGCUGGACUUGAAUGUUCUCUGAUUUUCGUCUGCUGGUGUUUGACUGGUUUUGAAAUAACAUAAUCCGAGCUACAAAAAGUCAAUGUAUUAUUGUUAUUGCUUCUGUUCAUGUGGCAUGGGAGACCUCUGUUUUAUGUCUGUAUUUACAUUUAAAUGUUUGAUUUAAACAAGAGUUCUCAAAACUCCUUUAAAUUAUGAUUCUACUCCAAGGAAGAGCUCCCUUCCUUUUUUCAAUUCUUUAUUUGAUCUUGUUUUUGAACUUCUUUUAAAAAAAGAACCAACAACAAUGUGCUGAUUUUUCCAAAAGACAGUUUAUAUUGUUUAUAUAUGAAACUAUGAAAUUAGCAAGAGAAUUGCACAAUAUUUCAGUCUUCCAACUACAUCACUCAUCAACUCUAUUGUGAAAUCUAAUAUUAAUUGCUAUAUAGUAAUUUGAAUCCAUCCUCUUGUAUGAUUUUAUGUAUCAAAACAAAAAUAAAAAACCUCAU